AUGCUUAAUCAAGUUGUAGAUGUGUAUCUAGUGCCACCAUAUAAGUACUUUGAAAACUAUUCUAAAACCAAGGAGAAAAAGUAUGGAAAUAGGAGUUUUAUUGAUGAGAGACAUCGACACAGAUACGAGGUAAAUCCUGAUAUGGUUCCACGACUUGAAGAAGCUGGUCUUUCCUUUUCUGGAAAACGCGAAACUGGUCGUCGCAUGGAGAUUGUUGAGCUUCCUACUCAUCCUUACCUUGUCGGCAUUCAAUUUCACCCUGAGUUUAAAUCAGGACCAGGAAGGCCUUCCGCUCUUGUCUUAGGUACUUCCCGUUGCUAUCUUAAAUUUCUCUGA
This is a messenger RNA of Fraxinus pennsylvanica, 336 nucleotides long. The record is from the annotation of a GenBank genome assembly. Lineage: Eukaryota; Viridiplantae; Streptophyta; Magnoliopsida; Lamiales; Oleaceae.